AUGAUUCGUUUAAGGUACCUUUGCCUUGGUUUGAAUGAUUUGAAUGGAACCAUUCCCAGGUCCAUUGGUUCCUUGACAAAAUUAUGGCACCUUGACCUUUCUGAUAACUCUCUUUAUGGAAUCAUCCCUCUAGAGUUUGGAAACCUCACAAACUUGCAAGUGAUUAAUCUUGGAUCCCUUGGAAAGUGUAGAGUUUGGAACCUAGAGUGGUUAUCUCAUCUUUCUCACUUAGAGGCACUCAAAAUGGAUGGGAUUUCUCUAGCCAAACAAAAUUAUUGGAUAGGUGUGAUUUUGAGUCUCCGAAAACUAUCUUCUUUAAGUUUAGAUGUAUGUGAGCUCUCACAGGUCAUGUAUCCAUAUUCUUCUUCAUUUCUCAACUCUUCUUGA
Molecule: messenger RNA, 387 nt
Organism: Lactuca virosa
Lineage: Eukaryota; Viridiplantae; Streptophyta; Magnoliopsida; Asterales; Asteraceae
Source: the annotation of a GenBank genome assembly